AUGAGGCCGCCCAGGAACCUCACACACUGGCAGAGCCUCCCUGAUGUCGGGUCUCUUCCCAGCAGCGCCAGCCUGGCCGCUGCCGCCGCUCAAGCGCACUCGCUUGCCAUUGCUUUCGAACAGCCGUCCGUUCCUGGCACUCGUCUCAUCACCUUGGACCGGGAACAAAGCUUCACCUUUGACAGAGUCCUGGGCCCUGAUGCUCCUCAGGAGGCAGAGCAGGAGCUGCUGGCAUGUGUCCAGUUCACACAGGGCUCUGUGAGCCAAGGGUACAGCGUGGCCCUGCUGCUCUGGGGCCGGGAAACACAGGCACCUCGACUCGUGCUUCACCUGCUGCAGGUGCUGUUUGAGGAAUCUCUGCCUCUCAGCAGCUCUGAUCAUGUGCUUAGUAUUCUUAGUCUGGUGCAGGUGAGACCCUUGGGGGAGGGGAGAGAGACCCGGGACCUGCUCUCUCCAGGGGUGGAGAACCUGGCAGUACUGGAUGUGGCUCCUCUGGGCUUGGUGGUGGAAGAUGCCAGUGAAGUGGAGGUGUCUGAGGCAAGAGCUGCCUCAGAGCUGUACUUGCAGGCUGCAGUGGGUAAAGGCAGAGACUGCCCCCUGCUGCGGAUGUUGGCUGGUGAGGUUGUUGGUGAGGAGGUAGAGGGCUCUCUGCCCAGGAUUGUCUCAUAGCUCCUGGAAGGAAACAAUUACAGUGGGUUGCUUCUCUGCCUUGACCCCCAAGGUAGGUCCAUGAGUUUGCUCCAGGCUGCUCUGUUGGGGGCCUCGGAAGGGAGAAUGCAGGUGAAACAGGUGAGGCCCACACUAUGGGAUGCAGUAGAAGCAGCCUGGGCCCGCCAGGCUGGCCUGAGGAUCCUGCAUGUAGGCCUCCUUGGGGACACCCUGUCAGAUGGUGGGCUUAGCUGGCUGGGCAGGGCACUGUGGGAGCUACAGGUGAUAAAAGCCUGGAGCCAGUGCUCAAGAAGCCAGAUGCUCAAAAGAGCCAGAACUGGGGUCACGGGGCUCACAGAACCACAGGUCCCCAAUGUGGCCCUGCAGUUCUUCCUGGCCCAGGCCUGGAGGCAGAGACUGCGAGAGCAGCACGAAAUUUGGAUUCGAGAGGAGCUGAAGUGUUUGGAACAGGAGGAGGAGGUGGCAGGUGACUAGGUCAAAGGCCUGAUGGCCGAACAGGAGUUCUGCGAGGAGAGGCAGAGAUGGCACCAGGUACAGACAGUGCGGAGAUUCCAGCUGAAGGCCCUUUAGGCAGAGUGGGACACUGCAGAGCAGGACCUGGCAGCCUUCUAUGACCUGCAUGUGCAGGUCACCCGAGCUCGGACAUGCCAUGUGCUACAGGUAUUUCAAGCCUGGCAGGGGCUGUGGGAGGAAUAGACCAUGAUCACAGAGCAUCACCACCACAGCCUGCUGGCUGGUGUCCUGCAAGAUAUCAUCAACCUGGCCACACAGAACCAGGAGCUCCAAGCCCAGAACCAGCAGCUGCAGCAGAGUGCGGACUAG
Cynocephalus volans (Philippine flying lemur) is the source of this 1491-nucleotide messenger RNA. RefSeq lists its product as uncharacterized. Lineage: Eukaryota; Metazoa; Chordata; Mammalia; Dermoptera; Cynocephalidae. The record is from RefSeq and is a predicted model, not a curated record. The transcript has 12 exons.